CACAGUCUGUCGUCCUUCCUUCCCUUUCUGACGGUGACAUCUGCCUCCACAAUAACAACAACAACAUCACUUGUUGUCGCCGCACCUCGCCGUCGCCCUUUUUGCCACACCAUCCACAUCAUCGCAUUUACAUUAUCAUCUGCAUUGGGUCUAGCAUCCUGUUUGCGCCAUGUCGUCCGGUUUACCAUAUUUGCAGAAGCUGAGGAAAUCAGACCUCACCGAGUUUGCGGAAUCCUCCAAGCUCGCCGAUUAUGCUGGUUUGAAAAAGGCCGAACUCGAAGUUGCCCUAGAUGAGCACUUGCGCGCAAACUCCACCACUUAUGGCAAAGAUCCUUCUCUGAGCGAGUACUACAAGCGCCUCGCCAGCAGCACCCGCUCCCCAACCAAAAAGAUUGCUGAAAAGGUCUCGGAGCUCGUCAAGUCUGAUGAUGACGCUGCACCCGUUAAGAAACCUAAGCGCAAGACCACAAGCGCACCUGUGGAAGACACAACUGACACCGACUCUCCUACUGGUGCCCUCAUCAAGGCUCCCGCUAAAGAAGUCGCCCGUCGAGGUUCCAUCUUAACCUCGCAGAUUCCACUGCCACCGUCACCCUCGGUGGUCACUGAUGCAAUCGAGCAACAGACGCGUCGAUUCCGCACAUCGGUCUCGCAUGCUUAUCAACGUACUCAGAUCCAUGAAUACGCCGACAUGACUCGCGACCUGCUGUCGUCACCUCUGACCGUCACCAUUCUGGGACUGUUGCUAGAAGCCAAUGCUUUGCGCACACAAAUCCUGCCCAACCAACCUAUUGCCGAGUUUCCCGCCGUGCCUUAUGUGCUAUCCAAGCCCACAGCGAUCAAUGUUCCCAAUUUGUUUCUGCUUCUGGAAACAAAGUUCUGGGCCCCAUUCUCUCUGUGGUUCUUGACCUCGGCCAUUCUCCCGGCCAUCAUCUCUUACUUCAUCAACCUACCGUUGAAAGCUCAGCCCACCCACUCGUACUCAACGCGGCGAGCCACCACCGAGGCAAGCUCGCAAUUGCAGUUUGAUCCUUUCAUCUUCAACAUUGCCAAGGGGUUGUUGGCUUACCUCAUCUACCCUCAACCCCACGCCGUCACCUAUGCUGGGCUCUAUGAGCACCACACCAUUGCGACCGUCAACGAGAGCAUUCUGGGUGGCUACUUCGCCGUCCUCAUUAGCGCUGGCAUUGGUGCAAUUGUCAGCCUGUAUGACGCUGUCUUGAAGAAGUGAGCACUCUGGCUCCUCGCAGGUGAAUAGUUGCCGAGGCAUCCGUCCACCAGCUCGCCGCCCCGUUUCACGGCCAUGGCAUGUACAGAGUUCGCACGGACCAUAAGCAUGGGAUUGAUGUUGAUUGUGUUGGGUACAGACAGGUUCAUGCUAUCAGGGGGUCAAACCAGGGAUUGAAAUGAUUUGAUGAGCAAAUUUUCCUUGGUUUGUGUUUUGUCUGUUUUUGUUUACACUCUUUAUACCGAAGUUUGGAAUUGGCAAUGAUGGUCAAGCGGGUGGACAGGCGGGAUUGGCGCCUGGCGUCGGUCGUUAUUCGCUCGUCAUACCAUACACGCUUGGGAUACCUCUCAUCCACGCAUGGCGUUGUUGAGUGGAGCUGUUGAAUUUUUGAUAAAUCGAAAACUGGUGCCCGGCUGCCAGACGGGAGCGAUGUAGGGUGAUAGCCAAAGGUGGAGUGCGUCAUGGCGUGUGGAUCAUUGGAACGAGUCUGUUAGCUGGGCUAUCAGAUUCUGGUUCCACCACACCGAUGUUACUUGUUUGUAUGGACCAACAGAUCGACAGACAGAUGGGCUGGUCGGGGCACCAUUCCGACGACCUCGACUUGUCAAGUCAGUCCGUCGAACGGAACAAACAAGGGGUUGAAACGCCAGACAGAUUGGUGGCUGGACCGAUGGAUAGUUGAUAGUCGGUGUAAAAUCGUUUUAAAUCAUGCAUUUUUCUGGGAACAAACGUCCUGUGUAUCGAAGCAAUAGUAUCUAUUCCUAGACUAUAAUCCUAGAACAUGACUAUACCAUCC
Molecule: messenger RNA, 2024 nt
Organism: Exophiala mesophila
Lineage: Eukaryota; Fungi; Ascomycota; Eurotiomycetes; Chaetothyriales; Herpotrichiellaceae
Exons: 3
Coding region: 170-1231 (353 amino acids)
Cellular component (GO): membrane
Source: RefSeq, a predicted model, not a curated record